Molecule: messenger RNA, 1563 nt
Organism: Lates calcarifer (barramundi perch)
Lineage: Eukaryota; Metazoa; Chordata; Actinopteri; Centropomidae
Gene: atp2b4
Product: ATPase plasma membrane Ca2+ transporting 4
Exons: 6
Coding region: 291-1445 (384 amino acids)
Biological process (GO): regulation of cytosolic calcium ion concentration
Cellular component (GO): membrane; intracellular membrane-bounded organelle
Molecular function (GO): PDZ domain binding; P-type calcium transporter activity; ATP binding
Source: RefSeq, a predicted model, not a curated record
UUUCUCCUCUUCAGCGACAAACCAGAGGAACAUGUUUACCCCCUGUUUCCAUGGUAACUGAGAGGAGCAUGCACACCCAGGUCCAGGAGUUCAUCUCAGUGUUCGUCUUUUCCGCCUGCCUCCUGUGAGAACUACACUACCCACGAUUCCUGUUCCCUGUUGAGCUGACGACCCACAGUGUGAAGUUUAGAUCAGUUCAGCAAAGACACUCCGAGGAACAACAACAACUACUACAACAACAACAGCAACCACCACCACCACCUAACCUUCUGUGAAGAGGACAUCACAAAAUGGCCAACAACACGGCGGACCACCCUCCGGGGAAUUCGGUUGCCGAGGGCAACCAUGACGGGGACUUUGGGAUCUCCAUGACGGAUCUGAGGGGCCUGAUGGAGCUGCGGAGCGCCGAGGCCGUCAACAAGAUUCGGGACACGUACGGAGACGUGCAGGGCAUCUGCCGCCGCCUGAAAACAUCACCGAUAGAAGGUCUGUCUGGUAACCCUGUCGAUCUGGAGAAACGUCACACAACAUUUGGAAAAAACUUCAUCCCCCCCAAGAAGCCCAAGACGUUCCUGCAGCUGGUGUGGGAGGCUCUGCAGGACGUCACGCUUAUAAUCCUGGAAAUCGCUGCCAUCAUCUCGCUCGGCCUGUCCUUCUACCAUCCACCAGGGGGCGACAGUGAAGCAUGCGGCCAGGUUGCAGGUGGGGUCGAGGAUGAGGGCGAGGCCCAGGCCGGCUGGAUCGAGGGUGCCGCCAUCCUGUUCUCGGUCAUCAUUGUGGUCCUGGUGACGGCCUUCAACGACUGGUCCAAGGAGAAGCAGUUCCGUGGGCUGCAGAGUCGCAUCGAACAGGAGCAGAAGUUCACCGUCAUCCGCAAAGGCCAAGUCAUCCAGAUCCCUGUGGCUGAGAUCGUGGUGGGAGACAUCGCUCAGAUCAAAUACGGAGACCUGCUGCCUACUGAUGGGAUCCUGAUCCAAGGCAACGACUUGAAGAUUGACGAGAGCUCUCUGACUGGAGAAUCCGACCAGGUCCGCAAGUCUCUGGAGAAGGACCCCAUGCUGCUGUCCGGAACCCACGUGAUGGAGGGAUCAGGCAGGAUGGUGGUGUCAGCCGUCGGCCUCAACUCUCAAACCGGCAUCAUCUUCACUCUGCUCGGCGCCAGCGAGAACGACGAAGAGAAGAAGGUCAAGAAAAGUAAAAAACAAGGACCCCCCGAAAAUCGCAACAAAGGUAACCCCUCCAUUCAUCCAUCUGUCCCUCUCUGUCCCUCCAUCAUCCUCCCUGUUUACUCACCCCCCUCCUCACCCUCCACCCAGCGGCAGGAGGGGAGCGUCCAGUCCAUCUCUCUCUCUCUCUUCCUCUCUCUCUCUGCUGUAAAAAGGGGGACGUUCUCUUGCCUUGCUUUACCUGUCAAAGGGUGCAACUCUCAACCGUCAGGUCUUUGACAGCCAGUCACAGCAUCCACAGUCGUCAUGGCAACUGUCACAGGGUGACUAUGGAGUUAUGUUUGUGGCUCAAUUCUGAGUGCAUGAUGGGACAUUUGGUGCACAGAAAAAAUGUUUC